GACAGCCCUCCCACGAUGCAUUGCAGUCGCAGUAACCCGGAAAAGAAAGCAGAACUGAGCUCUGCCCAAACAACAAAAUCAGUAUGUUUUUUAUUUUUUAUUUUUUUUAUUCUUACUCAGUUGUAGGUUAAUUUCAUUGAAUCCAAACACCACGAAACAGCUUUUGAGAAGUUUACAAGUGACGUUAAUGCUCUCGGCAGCUUAGGCGGCGCUUGUUAGCAUUAGCUAGCGACUGGCUAACUCCAAGGAGCCAAACAACAAACAGGCUUGUCGACUCCGAAGUGCUGCUGGUUUUGUUUCGUUUAAAGCCACCGGACUUUGCGUGAGUUGGCUCCAGUACAGUAGCCAAGAGUGUGUGCUUCCUCCAAGAUGAGCUCCGAGGAGACUGCAGCGCCCACAAAAGCCGUCCCGGAUGAUGACGGCAUGACGUGGUGGUACCGAUGGCUGUGCAAGAUAGCUGGCGUCCUGGGAGGAAUAUCUUGUGCCAUCGCAGGGGUGUGGAACUGCGUCACCGUGAAUCCUUUAAACAUUGCCGCAGGAGUGUGGAUGGUGUUGAACGCAUUUGUGCUGUUCCUGUGCGAGGUGCCCUUCUGCUGUCAGUUCAUAGAGUUCGCCAACGCUAUCGCUGCCCGUGCGGACCGCUUCCGACCCUGGCAGAAGGCCUUCUUUUACUGCGGGAUGGCGCUGUUUCCCGUAUUCCUGAGUUUCUCCUUUACCACCUUGUUCGGAAACAGCAUCGCCUUUGCCACAGGAGUCCUGUACGGUUUGGCGUCUUUAGGCAAAAAGGGCGACGCGGUGACGUACGCCAGGCUGCAGCACAACAAGCAGGGCGACGAGGAGAGGAUGACCGGCACGACAGAGUGAGCCCUCCUGUCGCGCUUCUUAAUCUUCUUCCUCCCCCAAUCUUUGUUGGAGCGCACUCCUUACAGGGGAAUGUUCAUCCCGCUCCUGCACCCACCUACCUCCUCCUCGUCCUCCUCCUGUCCUUGCUGUCAUCAAAUUGUAUUUAUUAUUACCACUUUAUUGGACUUGCAGCAUAAACCAGGAAAAGGUCCGGUUUUGUGGGCUCGCUUUUUCUAAAUUAUUUCAGUGACCCUUUUUUUGGUUCUUUGUGUUGUUUUGCUGCUAUUUUUUUCCACCACACACCCUUCUUCAGGACCUGAACACUUUGCUGAUUGUACGACGUGCUUAUACAACGUAAGAUUUCCUUUUUUUAUUAUUAAGCAGCUUAAAACUUGAGUGAUGUAGCCUUUCCUGACUUUGCAGCCUGAAUGUAUUUCAUGUUUAUUUUUCAUAGCUGUGAUCAUGAAGUCUUAGCAGUUUGCCUGAACCUUUUCUCACUUGCAGUUUUAGUAGAAUGAGCCAGAAUGAUCACUAUUGAGUAAAAACAAAAAUUGCGGUGUUUUUGUUUACAAGAUUUUCUCAUAGAGCGCCACUUUCUCUUUAAACGUCAGCUUUAUGUCUGCUCAAUUGAUGGUCGGUCAGGGUUAAGGAUGGGCAUAAUUCAUAGAUUUAUUUUAGUGCUGUCUAUUCAAAUCCUCUCUAUUGCAGGGAAGAGUGCUCCCUGGUCGUUUAGUUCUAAAGCUGCCUAAAAUGUAAAGAGGUGACUAGAACUGACGUUGAACAAUUUGUUCUACUAAGCAGGAGUUAGUACAAACAGUAGAAAUACAAGCGCUGUGAUAGAAUGAUCCAAGCAAUCUCUAAGAUUGUCGCCCGUCUGUCAGGCUUUUGUCCUCCUUGACAGGAAUCGAAACUGAAACUUAACUUGAUGUGCAGGCCGAGCACACAUUCAUUCUGUUUAUCUUCUUUGAGCAGAACCAAGGCCAAAGCUAGUCAUUUCUCAGGUGUUUGAUGUUACCCAUAUAAGGUCAAAUAUUCCCUUAACAUGUAAACUCAUUACUUUUUUUAAUCUGAUUAAUCACACUUUUAAAUUUUGGAUUAAUUGAAGUAAAUCAGACUAAAUUACUUCCUGGCCAAAGCUAGUCAUUUCUCAGGCGUUUGAUGUUACCCAUAUAAGGUCAAAUAUUCCCUUAACAUGUCAACUCAAUACUCUUUUGAAUCUGAUUAAUCACACUUUUGAAUUUUGGAUUAAUCAAAAUUAAUCAGACUAAAUUACUUCCUGAUAUAAUUUAAAUCAACCAAAGAAAGGACUCUGUUUUGAUACAAAUGCAAUUUUAUUGUCAGAAUGUCAGACAAGCAUUUUUAAAAAAGUUUUAUUUGAAUGCGAUAAAAGUAUUUUCUAUAGUUCUGUCAGAGUUUAUGUUGAAGCGCACAACCCAUGCCGCCCAUUCACAGUUAAGGUAAAGAAGCUCUAAAUAAAUCAAUGUGAAUAAUUAUUUUUUAAAAACACAAAUAAAAUGCCUGAUUAAUGUGCAAAUAUUCAUGAUUAAUUCAAUAUUUUUUUUGUAUUAAUGACAUGAGUUAACUGGUUGUUUCUGAAGGCCGAAGUGAAUAAAAAAAUAGAGUACAGUACUUACUGCAACCAAUAGAGGCGGUGUUGGUUCAUUCUCAAGGUUCAAGUUUAUUUGUCACAUGCAGACUACACCACAGUAAAAUGCUUUUUUUCCAUGCUCUUCAGGUAUUGCGUACAGUGGGAUCCAACAUUAGUUGCAGAAUCUAAUACACUAAAUACAAAAAAUUGAAUAGCUGGGAUGUACAUUAAUUACAAGAGAAUUAAGUUGCACAAUAAGUCACAGAAGUUAUGGUAGAAGUAUCAGUACAAGUUAUGUUAGCCCUUCACUAUUCUUCAGAUGUUUUAAUAUUUAUGAAUGAUUGGAAAAUUGAAAGUGAUGUAUCUAAUAAAUAAUCAUGAAAAUUGCCCAUCCAUAGUUGUGGUAAUGAUCAAAUGAAUUGGGAGGCCACUAUUUGUGGAAAUACGGUAUUUAACAACCUGUUUCUGUUUCUUGUUGGUUUCCUUACCAAAACCCGUCUUAAAAGGGGACACAAAAUGAUGAGGUAAUCCUCAUUAGAUUUAUAGUUUGCCUUUGUUUUGCGUUUUGCGAUUUGUGCGGAUGUUUUUGUCUCCUUUAUCGUCCCUAUAAAGGAAAUUUUGAAAGCCGUCUUACAGCAGCUUUACUAGGCUGUCACCUCCUGCUCUCAGGUACAAAAGCACCGGUGGAAAUGGAUAGAAUAAUGAAACAAAACCAGCUAUGUAAUGACACUAUGGGUGUACUUUUAAUGCUAUUGUUCUGCUUCCCCGUACGGGACAUGUGGACAUUGUGUGUUGUGACAUGAACCCUCCAAUUAAACUAACCUGCUACUUGC
Molecule: messenger RNA, 3264 nt
Organism: Nerophis ophidion (straightnose pipefish)
Lineage: Eukaryota; Metazoa; Chordata; Actinopteri; Syngnathiformes; Syngnathidae
Gene: cacfd1
Product: calcium channel flower domain containing 1
Exons: 5
Coding region: 370-864 (164 amino acids)
Biological process (GO): vesicle-mediated transport
Cellular component (GO): membrane
Source: RefSeq, a predicted model, not a curated record